Molecule: messenger RNA, 1050 nt
Organism: Striga asiatica
Lineage: Eukaryota; Viridiplantae; Streptophyta; Magnoliopsida; Lamiales; Orobanchaceae
Source: the annotation of a GenBank genome assembly
GGCGCCGGCGUCUGCGCCUCCUGCCUCCGGGAACGCCUCUCCGCCUUUGCGGUGGCACAAGCCCAAGCCCAAGCCCAAGCCCAAAGAGACCACCGGCGGCCCGACGCCUUCCCCCGGUCUGUCUCUCCGUACGUCUCCAGGCGAAAGUCGGACACCUCCGCCGCCGCGUGCCGGACCAACGGCCGCCGCCAGCGCUUCCACAGCGCCUCCCAGGUGGGAGCUGAGGAGGAGAGGAGGAGCAAGCGCGUGGGGUUCACUUCGAUGUUGUUCGGCAUUUUCGGGUCGAAAUCGGAGAGGACAGGCCCUGGGCCCGGACCCGGCCCGGUAUGCGAUCCAAUUGCUCCGAUCGAUUCCUCUUGCUCGGUCCCUUCUCCCUCUUGGUUCUCGACGUAUUUCUUCACCGGACCCCGGGACAAGAACGCCGGGACAUCCUCAAUCGACGGCAGCAAGGGCGGAUCGCGGCCCAGAAGAACCCGCGGGAAUCGAGGCAGGGGAAUGUCUCCCGCGAGACACUCCGGCGACGAGGAUCGCGGCGGAUCGAGCGGGUACUCGUCAGAAUCCUCCCAGGGAUGGAGGCAGACCGCUGGGAGAACGCCGGCGCAGGUGCGGCGGAGCGGAGGGAGGGCGGCGGCGGCGGCGCUCUGCAAAGGCGUUUCGGGGUUGAAUUUCUGUCUCAGCCCUCUGGUUCGGGCCAGCCCGAGCCGCCACUGGAGCCAGAAAGGCUUGCCGCCGGAGGUUGUAGUGGCCGGGGAAUCGAGGGUUUCGGUGCCGGUGAAGCCGCGCCUUUCCGCGACGACGUCGUAUUGCAAGAAUCGAUCUCGUAAGCUUGCGGAUUUUGGGAGGUGGGCUCAAAAAACUACAAAUAUAGUGGGUGAAGCAUUUGAUCCCCAUGUGAAAUGUAAAUUGCAAGUUUCUGAGUGUUUGGAGUUUGGUGAAGUGUAGUUGUUUUUUAUGAUUGGUCAGUUAGUGUGGUGGGUAAAAUGUUUGAUGAUGCUUGAAAGUGUUUAUUGGAUGUAUAUUUUUUAUUUUAUUUGAAUUGCAAUUAUGAUA